This is a messenger RNA of Syngnathoides biaculeatus (alligator pipefish), 1693 nucleotides long. RefSeq lists its product as uncharacterized. The transcript has 9 exons. The coding region runs from base 217 to 1431 and encodes 404 amino acids. NCBI's taxonomy places the organism in Eukaryota, Metazoa, Chordata, Actinopteri, Syngnathiformes, Syngnathidae. The record is from RefSeq and is a predicted model, not a curated record.
UUGGCGCACUUCUUGGACGAGCAUUGUCUCGCAGUGAAUCUGCUCAGCGAAGAAGACGUCGUCUCUCCUCCUCGGCCGCAAUUUUGGGUUCAUCCCCCGCCUUGGGAGAGCAACCGAGUCCUUGCUACCGGGGAGGGAGCACGAAAAGACCCACGAUAUUUGUCGCAACGACGGGCCAUUGACCUUGCUGCUUUAGGGCUGAGACGGUCCAGGAAAAUGUCGGCUUGGCCGAAAUCCUCCAACGCUUCCCGCCGGCAGCAGGCCAACUCAAACGGCAGUGCACAGACGCUGAGGUUGUUCCGUAGAAGUGCGCCAUAUACUAGCAGGGAAGAGAGGAGCGAAGAUCUCAAGGAUGCCCUGGACAGUUACAAAGAGCUAGAGCAAAACUACAGUGGGAAUGUCAAGUAUGAUGGCGCAAAGCAUCAAUCCAAUGCCAAGCCAGAGGCCGCUCUAGCAGACAGGCGGAAAACCUUGUAUCAGAAGUUCUACAGGCAAGUGCAGGAGGAUCAGACAGUGGCUGACUGUGUGAUCAUUUCCAUGACCAACCAGUGCUUGGAUUACCCCAAAUCGCUAAACCAGUGCUUGCAGGAGAGUGGCCUGUCAGUGGAAAUGCUCUACCUGCAGGCGGAGUCAGGCCUGACCCAAGCUCUGCAGGAUGUCCGAGGUGUUGGCUCCCCGUUAUGUAUUCUGGUGGAGCAGAAAAACAUAGCUCUGUCAUCUUGCACUGUUAUCAUUUUCUCAGAGUCCCUCAAAAUCCACCGCAACAUGCCCAAAGACCAGGCCAUGGACUUUGUUGUAGCAGAGUACAGGCGUGGAGUCAGUAAAGAAAGUAUGCAAAAGGACCCUGCAGAUAUUGCAUCACAGGCGUCGCAGUUGCUUGGGGAAUUUCUAGAUCGGGAAAAGAUUGAGCGACACCUUGUUCCCUCUGAAAUCCGUCAGUCCCUCCAGCUGUUGUCUGAAGGCGUGCACAUUUACCCGGAGGAGCUGGAAGCCAUCUCGACAUACAUCCACUCUCGUCAGGAACACUUCAGAGUGAGCAACAGUGUGGAACAGAAGGGCAAAAUGGUACCUCCGAGACUGGGAAAGCCACCUCCCCUUCUCCCGACACCACAUGGACCGCCUCAGUGUGCAAGUGAAGCAGGGCGCCCAUUGCUGGACCGGUCUCCGCCAACCCUGAAGCCGCUCUUACCUUCACCAGGUUCCUUUCCGAAAACCAAACCUCCCCCUCUCCUCUCCUUGCCACCAUCCUUGCACAACUCCUAUGGUAGCCCCAGUUUGCUUGGUUGCCCUCAAAUACAUCACCUUCCGCUACGUGACCAGGGCCCAAGAGGGUCCCAUGGCAUGAAAGGUGCUCCACCAUCCCUCAAAAGUUCUCGCCCUCCACUUUUAUCUACUCCAGGUGUCCCUCGUUUGAGUGGUCCCAGGCACUAAGCGUGCUGCAUCUACCAACAACUCAACAGUUAAGGGACUGGUUUUUAUGGGCCUUUAGGAUUAAAUUUUUAAAAUGCCAGUUAAAUUGUGAAAAAUUAACAACGGUUUGGUAUGUUUUGGGUCUAUAAAGUUAUUUGCUUUGAUCGUGGUGUUUUAUUAUACUUUUCAAAAGUAUAGUCAUCUGCAUCCAGUUCACCUUUUAAGUUUGACACAAUGUGAAUAUGUUAAUAAAAAGGUCAAAUUGGUGAUUAUUUUUAUGCUA